CCUCCUCUCCGUGUCUGUGGGCGGAGGAACAGAACAGGAGGAGGUGUGUCGGUCUCCUCUUCACGGAAGAGUCCAGAGGAGGGAGUCCUCCGCGUCCUACAGGCAGAAGGACAAACCGGGACCCGAGGGGACACGUCCAGCAGGACAGGCGGUGUUUUGGACAGGAAUGGGACCGGAGCGCUCCUGAAACCGCAGCGGAGGAGCAGAGGACCGGCGGAGGGAGGAGGACCGACACCAUGGCCCACGUUGGCAACGGAGCUGCCGGGGAGGAGGAGGACUGCUUUGAGGACGCGUACGACCGCAUACCUUCGGCAUGUCGCAUGGACCUGCAGACUGCCAUCCAGGAGACCCAGUGUGCUCUCAACCUGGUCCUCAACAACAAGUUCUCCCAGGCCCUGGACCUACUCAAACCAUGGUGGAAGGACAGUAUGUACCAUGCGCUGGGUUACAGCAGCAUCCUGGUGAUGCAGGCGACCAUGACCUUCGAGCACAAAGACAUCCAGUCUGCCAUGACAGCCAUCAAGGAGGCGUUACAGACCUGUCAGAGAUUCAGAAAGAGGAACUCGAUGGUUGGAUCGUUGUCCAGUCUGAUCAGUAAGCAGUCCAACUUGCAGGAAGAGGAGAUGCACGCAGAGCUCUGCUACGCCGAAUGUCUCCUGCAGAAAGCAACGCUGACGUUUAUACAGGAUGAGAACAUGAUCAGUUUUAUAAAAGGUGGCAUCAAGAUUCGAACAAGCUACCAAAUCUACAAGGACUGUCGGAAUGUGCUGAACAUCACUCCAGACCGGGCGGGGCAGUCCAACUCAUUCCAACAGUUUGAGGGCGGAGUCAAGCUGGGAAUCGGCUCUUUUAAUUUGAUGCUGUCUCUCCUCCCUCAGAGGAUUUUGAGGUUGUUGGAGUUUAUUGGAUUCUCAGGAAACAGGGGUUUUGGUUUAUCUCAGCUGAGAGAGGGGGCGUCGAGCCAAAGUUUACGUUCGAUCCUCUGCGUUCUGACCCUGCUCUUCUACAACACUUACGUUUCGUUGAUCCUGGGAACCGGAGAGGGGAACCUGCUGGAGGCUGAAACUUUGCUGGAGCCAUACCAGCAAAAAUACCCCAAAGGUUCUAUUAUUCUCUUCUACUCGGCUCGCAUUUCAACUCUCCGUGGAAACUUUGAGAAGGCUCGGGCCCGCUACGAGGAGUGCAUCAGCAGCCAGCAGGAGUGGAAGCAGAUCCACCACCUGUGUUUCUGGGAGCUCAUGUGGACCCACUCCUUCCAGCAGGAGUGGCAGCAGGCCUACCGCUACGCUGACCUGCUGUGCAAAGAGAGCCGCUGGUCCAAGGCCAUCUACGUGUACCAGAAGGCAGCCAUCCUCAGCAUGAUGUCCGAGGAAGACGUGAGGAAAACCGGGGAGGACCUCGUGGAGCUCUUCAGGCAGGUGGAGGGACUAAAACAGCGCCUUGCAGGGAAGUCCAUCCCCAUGGAGAAGUUUGCAGUGAGGAAGUCCAGGCGCUACAAAGCUGCUGAUCCCAUCCCUUUGGUCAUCCCUGCACUGGAGAUGAUGUACGUUUGGAACGGCUUCACCAUCGUGGGGAAAAGGUCCGACCACACCGAGUCUCUGCUGGUUACUAUAGAGAAAGCUGAGCAGCAGCUCCGCAGUGACCCCAAUCCGUCAGAGUUCCAUCCAGAUGACAGCAGUCUGGUCCAGAUGUUGAAGGGCCUGUGCCUGAAACACCUGGGCAGGUUACUGCAGGCCGAGCUGUGCUUCACACAGGUCCUGUCCAGUGAGAGUCGGAUCCGAUUCGACCACUACCUGAUCCCCUUCACGCUCUACGAGCUCGGUCUGCUCCACAAGCAGCAGGGGGACUUGAGCAGGGCCGCCGCCUGCAUCGAGAACGCCAAGACGAACUACAAGGACUACUCCAUGGAGUCCAGACUGCACUUCAGGAUCCACGCGGCGCUCAGCAGCCUGAAAGGAUCUCCUGUCAGCACGCCGUGAUCCUCAGAGACCAGAACCGGCUCAGCAGCGCGUGUCGGUGCGUCGGGUUCAGGAGCACGGGUUUACCACAGGAGUCUUUAGUCAGUAGUUCAUUCCUUUAGCAGCUCAGGAGGAUUCUUCUUUUGUUACAGAUGGUUUGGAGCUCAGCGCUGAUCUGCUCCAGUUGUUUGGGACAAUCCAGAAGUUAAAGAACUUAUUCUCUGAAGGAGACGGGAUAAAACUGUGUUUGCUUUAUUUAUUUUGUUUUUCAAGAAACAAGUCAGCCGUCAAACCAAACGAAGGAUCCAUUAAGUGGCUAAACAGAUGAGUUGGUUCUUUUUGGGUUUUCAGUUUUUCUCUGCGUGAACGUGAAGCAACAACUCGGAGCCUUACGCUGAAGCAGAUCGUAAUAAAAGCACAGAAUCAAAACACUGAAAUAUUUCAGCUGGAGUUGUGGCGACACUUAAAUCUUUGAUAAACGAGCGUUCGGGAACAUUUACUUAUUUUAUCUUUAUAUUUAGUUUGCCUUUUUAAUUUCCUACAGAUGCAUGAUGCAACGCUGUGCACGACGCUGUGCACGACGCUGUGCACAAACGGUCUGCAGCCUUCUCACCAGUCGUGGCUUAAACUCAGUUAAACACACUCAUUCCAAGCUCACACACACGCUCUUGUGCACGUUGAACGAGAUUAGAAAUGGCUCUGUUGCACAUUUUACGGCGUCUGGAAGAACUCGUGCUGUCCGUACCUCAGUCGGCGAGCAGGCGUCCAUGUUGAGAAGCCAGGUGGACCCGUUCUUUGAUUCUCAGGCACAGCUGGCAGCAGAGCGUUUGCAUGCAUAUUACAAAAUGUAAACCUGGAGAUACACAGGGCUCUAUGCUCGGCACACUAUUCAAAUUUAAUCUUUAUUUGCAUUAAAAAAUGCCUGUGGCUGCGUGAAGUUUGGGUUUUUGUAUAUUUGGUAGAGGUGACCUCUCAGCAGCACAAAGGCCUCUCAUUCACAGUAAAAAUAAUAAAAUGUGUAUUUAUAAAGCCCUGAAACUGAAGCAUCUUAGCCGAUUGCAAAAUACAGAGUUAGUCUUGGCUAAAACGUCUUUAAACUUGGUUAAAUGCAGUCUGCUGACUGUUAGGCUAGUUGUUGGUAUGCUCUUGGUAAAUUGGCGCAUUAGCAGCGUUUGCUCAACCAGAGAAGGUUUGGGUCACAAGUUCCUACUGCUGUUCUUCACUGGUCAUGCAUGGAAACGUUGGUGGACCAAAGCUUUAGAUCAUCUUUACUGCAGUCAUGAAAGAUGAUUUCCUGCUCGCUUGUCUUGUAAAUAAGAAAAAGAUCAAAUUAUAAUCCAGCAGGAUUUACAGCUCUUCUGAAGGUUCCUGGUCCAGUUUGGAAGGUGAACAUUGAUCGUGCAGUUUGAGAGCACUGCUAAGAUCAAGUUUUUUCUUGCAGUGUAGAUCACCAACUGAAUGAAUCAAUUACUUCAUGAAAGUCUGUAUUUUAGACAAAGCUCCAUGUGAGUGGUCUUCCAUGUCGGGCAGCAGCUGGUCUUUCUUUAGGACGUGAUGAAAGGUCGGGGCUUGUGUUGCCAGCUUGUUUCAGGAGGUCAACCAUGAAAUGGUGCAGCUUCCAAAUGAAGAAACAAACAUGACAUCUUGUGCAGAGCAAAAAGCCUGCGCUGACACUCGCUGCUGAUGUUUUCCACCGAAGCAGCUCUGCCUGUGAGAAACGUUUGCACAGAUGAAACGACCUCGUGGCUUCUCAACCCUCUGCAAGGACUGAGGCUCAUCUUAACCAAGAUGUUCUUAUUUUUCUACAACUCUGGCAACGAACAAAGAACGGUGCCUUUUUGUUGCUUUUGUUAUAUUGAGACAAGUCCGUAAAUGGACUGUAAAAUGUUGAGAUCAGAAGCAGAUUUAUGAUUAAUUAUAAAAUAAGCACAAAGUAUCUUCUCUAAACUGGGAUGAUGAAGAGUUGUUGAAUAAGUGAGCAGUGGUUGGCAGGAACCAGGAAGUGAUGGAGAUGCAGAGCGAGACCGUUGUUCUCCGUCCUGUCAGCAUUUAUUCACCUGAAGACCGAAUCCUUCGUGUGUUUGUGCCUGUCCCCUAAAAGUUUGUCUGUCUCUGUGAGGUCUGCAGUUUUAUCUUGUGAACAACAACGAAAACAUGAAUCAGAACCACAGAGUCCAGAGAAGCCCGCUAGAGUUCUGGCAGUGGAAGCACGAGUUGUAGCUCAUGUUGCUGAAAAACUGCAAAACGCAGAUUGUGAGCCGCUGCCAUCAAAGGCAGGCAGCCACGGAAACACAUCUGUCGGUGUUGCCUGUUAGCAAAAUAUCUCAAGAAGCAGUUCAAGGAUUUUAAUGAAACUCUAAGUAAUCCUUGGAUGUGCAGCUGAACAUCAACAGCAGAUAUUUGAGCUGCAGCUCAGUGUGGUAGUAGCUAAGAGUCGUCUCCAUCCCGUACUCUGAGGGACAGCAGAAGGGCCAGAUGUUUGGAAGGCAGCGAGCGACGUGCGUUCCUUUAAGAGAUGCUACCUUCACACAAACUUGGACUUCUUUACGUUUUAAAACGUUUGGACGACAACAAACAAAAUCAUUUCCAGCAGCAAAAUAAGACGGACGAAAGAACGUGUCCAUAAUGUUCACGAAUAAUUAAAGAACAAAACGUGUUCUUUAACCCCAAACCAGCUGAGGAGCUCCAGCUGUCAUGACCACAA
This is a messenger RNA of Nematolebias whitei (Rio pearlfish), 4662 nucleotides long. RefSeq names its product tetratricopeptide repeat protein 39B. The transcript is spliced from 19 exons. Gene Ontology annotation, molecular function: protein binding. The record is from RefSeq and is a predicted model, not a curated record. Bases 237 to 1979 code for a protein of 580 amino acids. Lineage: Eukaryota; Metazoa; Chordata; Actinopteri; Cyprinodontiformes; Rivulidae.